CCGUUGCGAGUCCUCUGCGUGCGUAAGUGUCGCCGCUGAUCCACCUCUUAAUAGCAGGUGAGGUCAAAUGCAGGAGAUAGGAGCGGAAGCGGUUUGCUGACAGGUGGAUUUGGAUAGUUUAGCUUCAAUGGAAGAAAUGGACGAUGCCAAAACGGUUCUGGUCGAGAGCCUGAUAAUAUGGCUGCAGACCUUUAACACUCCUGCACCCUGCACGACAAUAGAGGAACUGACCACUGGAUCAGCAAUAUCACAGGCACUGCAUCAGAUAGACCCUGCAUGGUUUUCUGAUGGAUGGCUUGGUCGUAUCAAAACAGAUGUUGAGGGUAACUGGAGAUUGAAGAUGAACAACCUGAAGAAGAUCCUUCAGAUGGUGGUUGAUUAUUAUAAUGAGGUCUUGGGACAGGAGAUCACAAACUUCCCUUUGCCAGAUUUGGCCCUCGUUGCAGAGCGUUCAGACCCAGUGCACCUCGGGAAGCUACUGCAGCUCAUACUGGGCUGUGCUGUCAGAUGUGAACAUAAACAAGAAUAUAUUCAGAACAUCAUGACUUUGGAGGAGUCUGUUCAGCACGUUGUCAUGACGGCCAUCCAGGAGCUCAUGAAUAAAGAGACCAUGGCCCCGUUUGGAGCACAACUGUCAGGGGACGUAGAACAGCAGUUAAAAAAAGCCCAGGAGGAUCUAGCUGAACUAUUAACCGAGAAGGAAGCUCUAGCCCAACGCUGUCAAGAGUUGGACAUACAGGUGGCUGUACUGCAAGAGGAACGAAACAGCUUAUUGGCGGAGAACGAUGUCCUAACUGACCGGGCCAAUCAGCUGGACACGUUCGAUGACCCCAGCACACCCUCAGGAAGGAAGCACAAUCAGUUACAACAGCAACUGGAGACUCUACAGGAGGAGAACUUCAGACUGGAGGCUGCGAAGGACGACUACCGGAUCCACUGCGAAGAGUUGGAGAAGCAGCUGAUUGAGGUUCAGCACCGUAAUGACGAGCUCACCAGCCUGGCAGAAGAAUCUCGAGCUCUCAAAGACGAGCUGGAUGUUAUGAGGAACUGUUCAGAUCGCGUGGUAAUACUGGAAGCCUCGGUGGAAACAUACAAGCGUAAACUGGAGAAUCUGGGUGAUCUGAAGAGGCAGAUGAAGCUGCUGGAGGAGAAUAACAUGACCUACAUGCAAAACACUGUCAGCUUGGAGGAGGAGCUCCGCAAGGCCAACGCUGCCCGCGCUCAGCUCGAGACGUACAAGCGACAGGUCCAGGAGCUACACAAGAAAUUGUCUGAGGAAUCGAGGCGAGCAGACAACCUCGCCUUUGAGAUGAAAAAGUUUGAGGAGAAGCACGAAACUGUGAUGAAGGAGAAAGAGAGAGUCAUGAUAGAAAGAGAUUCUCUAAAGGAGACCAACGAGGAGCUGCGAUGCACUCAGGCUCAACAGCACCAGCUCUCACAAGCAGGGAUAGGGAUGCUAUCUUCCAGCAGCCCCAGCCAUGAUAACCUGGCUGCUGAAUUGAUACCAAUUGAGUACAGAGAAAAGUUCAUCAGGCUGCAGCAUGAGAACAAGAUGUUGAGAGUGCAGCAGGAGGAAAGCGAGCGGGAGAGGUUCGCCGCCCUGCAGUGUCAGCUGGAGGAGGCGCACAAGACACGUAGUGAACUGGAUACAGAAAACAGACUGAGCCGAGCGCGGAUCAGUGAGCUGCAGCAACAGGUGGAGGACCUCCAGAAGGCUCUGCAGAGUCAGGCGGCCAAACCAGACGAUUCAAACCUAAAGCGGAAACUGGACGCGCACAUGGUCCAGCUGAACGAGGCUCAGGAUGAAAUCAUGAAGAAGAAAGAGCUGCUGGAGGACCUUCAGCCUGACCACACUCAGACCUCUUUGAAGGUGGACGAGCUGAUGGCUGCUCUGAAGAAGAAGGACGAUGACAUGCGGGCCAUGGAAGAGAGGUACAAAAUGUACCUGGAGAAAGCUCGGAAUGUGAUCCGAGCGUUGGACCCUAAACUGAAUCCAGCCACUGCAGAGAUCCAGUCUCUGAGGAACACGCUGGCAGACCGGGACAAGCACAUUCUCAACCUAGAACGUCAGUGUGAGCAGGCCAAGCUUCGAGAGUAUGAAGAGAAACUGAUCGUCACAGCUUGGUAUAACAAGAGUCUGAACUUUCAGAAGCUGGCUAUCGAGUCACGCCUUGGCGGCCGCACAGCGUCCAUGCUGUCUCCUGGCCAGUCCUUCCUGUCUCAGCAGCGGCAGGUCUCAAACGCGCCACGCCGGACCCUUUCCAUCAACGUGCCUGCCACUACCUCCCAGUAGACCUCGACCCGGAGCCAAAUGUUCUCCCCUUUAUUUAGUGAAGGGGUGGGAAACAAAUCCUCCCCGUCCACCCUACAAGUGAGCACUCAAGUGACCUUAAGCACAUCCACUCUCAGCGCGCUCAGGAAGGUCACAGGUCACAGGUUAGCUGACGAGGAUCGAGCAGUACUUAUUAAACUCAACUGUGUACAGUAAGUCACUCACCUGUGGUCGUAGCUGUCGGUCACAUCACACACUGUCCACACCACACUUCUCACUGCUCUGUGCUCCACUGAACACUUGCUGGAAUCAAUUUAGCCUUGUUUUUAUAUAUAUACUGUACAUAUGU
Molecule: messenger RNA, 2621 nt
Organism: Solea senegalensis (Senegalese sole)
Lineage: Eukaryota; Metazoa; Chordata; Actinopteri; Pleuronectiformes; Soleidae
Gene: hook1
Product: hook microtubule-tethering protein 1
Exons: 22
Coding region: 128-2293 (721 amino acids)
Biological process (GO): cytoskeleton-dependent intracellular transport; cytoplasmic microtubule organization
Cellular component (GO): centrosome; cytoplasm
Molecular function (GO): dynein light intermediate chain binding; microtubule binding
Source: RefSeq, a predicted model, not a curated record